AUGGCCUCCACAAGUCAGCUAUCCGCCACCAUGAAAGCCCUCGUCCUCCGCUCCACCGCCGAGCCUCCUUCAGUCGAAGACCUCCCGAUCCCAUCGCCCACUUACGGCACCGCCGUCAUCCGCAUCCUCGCCGCCGCCACCACGAACUUCAUGAAACCCGUCUACACCGGCGGUCGACCCUUCUCAAUCCCGAGUCCAAUGGUUCCAGGCACCUCGGCAAUCGGUCGGGUGGUGAGCGUCGGGCCAGACUGCACUCGCGCGAAAGAAGGCGACCUCGUGUUCUUCGACUGCGUGAUCCGUUCUCGCGACAGCCCCGCCGACACCUAUCUGUCCGCCGUCCCCUUUACUCUUUCCGAAAGUGCAAAGAAGUUGAGGGAGCAUUUCGGCAACGGGUCCUUUGCGGAGUAUUGCCGGACUCCGCUGGAAAACUUGCACGUGUUGAACGAGACCAGGCUGCUCGGCGAUGCCGCACACGGAGGCCUAGGCUACAAAGUCGAGCAGCUCGCGUUAGCAGCGCUACUCCUCGUGCCCUUCGGCGGGCUGAAGGCCGUCAACCUCCAAGCCGGCGAAACCGUGCUCGUCGCUCCAGCGACUGGCAGCUUCGGCGGCUGCGGCGUGCUCUGCGCUCAAGCCAUGGGCGCCCGGGUGAUUGCAAUGGGCCGAGACGAGCAGCUCUUGGCGGCCCUGAAGACCCACGUGCCAUUUCCCGAGCGUCUGCAUACCGUGCAGAUCACCGGCAAUGUCCAGGACGAAGUGGCUGCGUUGACAGAGAUAGGCGGCAUUGACGCUCUGCUCGAGAUUGGGCCGCCGCAGGCUUCUCGCAGCACGCACAUCCAAUCCGCCAUCCUGGCGCUGAAGCAUGGGGCUCGAAUCAGCUUCAUGGGCGGGUAUCGCGAUGAUGUGUCGAUUCCGUAUGGGUGGAUUAUGAACCAUGGCAUCCGCGUUCAAGGGACGUACAUGUAUCAGCGUACUGAUGUGGACGAUCUCUUCAAGCUGGUGGAGACGGGCUCGCUGGAUCUGAAUGCGGGCGAGCUCAAUGGGAUUUAUCCGCUCGAGCAGUGGAAGGAAGCGUGGGAUGGGGCUGCCAGUGCCAGGGGCCUUGCAAAACUGACUGUGAUCAAACCUUGA
Molecule: messenger RNA, 1128 nt
Organism: Neohortaea acidophila
Lineage: Eukaryota; Fungi; Ascomycota; Dothideomycetes; Mycosphaerellales; Teratosphaeriaceae
Product: alcohol dehydrogenase
Exons: 2
Coding region: 1-1128 (375 amino acids)
Source: RefSeq, a predicted model, not a curated record